GUUCAUCCAACAAAAAUGCCUUAUCUAACGCCCAAUAAUAUACCAUUUCCAUGUAUUACUCAGUUCGCUUAGUUUUCUUUAAUUGAUUCUUCCAGUGUUUGAUGUCCGAUAUUACAUGAUUCACCUACACUAACUCCAAGCCAUCCAAAGUGUCUCAUCUAGCUACUGCAUUAAACUAUAAUUCUUCCAUCAAAGCCAUCAAUUACCCUUUAUAUAUUUCCCACACAUUCUCCACUUCCGUUCAUGUUUUUACAAGUUCAGGGCGUAUUUCAAAAGAAAUGUCUAUUGUUGCAGAAGCUCCUGGUUUUCUCCAAGUCUUCUCUGAUGGGUCUGUAAAACGCUUUGCGCCAGAAAUAAUGCCUGCUUCAGUGCAAUCAAUCAAUGGAUACAAGUUCAAGGAUGUUGUCAUUCACCCAUCAAAGCCUAUAACCGCAAGAUUAUUCCUUCCUGAAUCUCCUCCAAGUAGUCUCCUCCCAGUUCUGGUUUAUUUUCAUGGUGGUGGCUUUUGCAUUGGCUCAACCACCUGGCUUGGUUACCAUCACUUUCUUGGAGAUUUCUCAGUCACAUCCCAAUCCAUUAUCCUCUCUAUUGACUAUCGUUUAGCACCGGAGAAUCGCCUUCCAAUAGCUUAUGAUGAUUGUUACAGCUCACUUGAAUGGUUGUCACAUCAAGUGACUGUUGAACCUUGGCUCAGUCUGGCUGAUCUUUCUAGUGUUUAUCUCUCUGGAGACAGUGCUGGAGGCAACAUUACUCAUUGUGUUGCUAUCAAAGCAAUGAGGAACAGAGUUCCUCAUGUUACAAUCAAGGGAUUGCUGUUGAUACAUCCUUAUUUUGGAAGCGAAAAAAGGACUAAGAAAGAGAUGGAUGAAGGAGCAGCAGGGGAAGUAGAGAUGAAUGAUAUGUUUUGGGGACUGAGCAUACCAGAAGGGUCAAAUCGCGAUUAUUUUGGAUGCAACUUUGAGAUACAAAAUUUUUCUGCAGACGAAUGGAGAGAGUUUCCAGCAACAGUAGUGUAUGUGGCUGGCCUAGAUUUCUUGAAUGAAAGGGGAGUUAUGUAUGCAGAAUUUUUAGGUAAGCAAGGGGUGAAAGAAGUUGAAUUGGUGGAAGCUGAGGAAGAAUCUCAUGUGUUUCAUGUCUUUCAUCCUUUAAGUGAAGCAACUCGCUUGCUCCAACAGCAGAUGAGCAACUUCAUGAACAGCCAUUAGCAACUGCUGCUGAUUAAUAAUAAUAUCAUACAAAACUUUGAACUUUUAUUCUUGAUGAGAUUUGGUAGCUGUAUUAGAAAUGCACUGAAGUUUGAGCAAUUAUACUUGCAAGUUACAAUUA
This is a messenger RNA of Ricinus communis (castor bean), 1326 nucleotides long. RefSeq names its product probable carboxylesterase 17. Gene Ontology annotation, molecular function: hydrolase activity. NCBI's taxonomy places the organism in Eukaryota, Viridiplantae, Streptophyta, Magnoliopsida, Malpighiales, Euphorbiaceae. The record is from RefSeq and is a predicted model, not a curated record. The transcript has a single exon. The coding region runs from base 279 to 1205 and encodes 308 amino acids.